Molecule: messenger RNA, 450 nt
Organism: Sinocyclocheilus grahami
Lineage: Eukaryota; Metazoa; Chordata; Actinopteri; Cypriniformes; Cyprinidae
Product: mediator of RNA polymerase II transcription subunit 25-like
Exons: 3
Source: RefSeq, a predicted model, not a curated record
AUGAAUGUUGUCCCUCUGUUGCAUACACUCUCUCUCUUGCCACAGAAGCCCUCUCUGAACGCGGCCCAUGAUGCAGCACAGAAGGUGCUAGAUGCAGCCACUCAGCAGCAGAAGAGCCGAUUUCCUCAAAUGCAAAAUACUCCCUUCAGCCAAUCACUCACAUCAGGAGGUAAACCCAACCUGUCUACAGUUACCACAGUGUCACCGCCAAUGUUAACGCAGCAACAAGUUCCACCUCAGCAGCCACCGCAGCAACCACAAGUCCCACCACAAGGUCCACCUGCACCCAACCAGCAACCUCCUCAGGCCCCUCAGCCACAGCCCACCAAUCAGCAGACGCCGCCAACAACACAGCCUGGCAUGGCAGCUCUACCUGCACCUCCAGCUGGGGCACAGCAAGGUGUUGCCAAUAAGGUUGUAGCAUGGAGUGGAGUUCUAGAAUGGCAGGAG